AAUGUGGCAUAAUACAAAAAGAUGCUUAUUAAGUCACUCGCUAUUUCUCGCACCAGUCAGCCUGUAGCCAUUUCCACGUUGCCGAUCGAUAUGAAGCUUCUCACACUUUGACCCUUUUUCCACUCUUUCUUGCUUUGCUUCUACUCUCUUUCUCUCCCAGAGUGUGUGUGUUUUUUUUUUUUUUUUUUUGGGGAAUUAUUUUACUUUUUUUAUAAGAGCUUUUGAACUACUUGUUCUUUGUUCUGUUGUGAGGAAGAGUGGGAGGUUAUUCGUCUUCUUUUGGUUUUUUUUAGGAGUUUUCUUGGUUUAGUUUCUUGGGAAACUUUGUUAGAGAGCUUGAAAUGAGUACUGGGUCGAGCUCAGAGUCCAUGGACAUGGCAGGGAGAGGAAGAGGUGGUGCUAAACUCAGUUCUGUGAUGGGAAAUAUCGAUCCCUUUGUCCCAAGAACGGAUCACAAUCCGAGAGAGCUGAGAUCUUGGGCAAAGAGAACUGGGUUUAUCUCUACUACCUUCUCAGGUGAGACUGGAACUACUGCAAGUGAGAAGAAUGAUAGAGCUGGGUAUGAUUUGGAGAGGGGUCUUGAACAGAGAGGUGGUGGGUCGUCGCCCAAAAUUGAGAUUGAUCCAACUGGGCGGACUAGGCCGAAUAGAAGAGCUGAGAUUGAACCAGCAACUGGGUAUGCAAAUACAAAUGUAAGGAUGAGGAAUGAGAAUAAUGGGGUUUUGGGUUCGAGGGAUGGAACGGUUGGGGGUAUAAAUCAGGGGAGAAGGGUUGGGGAUGAGCAUGUUUUGGACGGUGGAAUUGGUCAUGGUGGAAGGAAAGUUGAUUUGAAUGGAAAUGGCAAAGGAAAUGAGAAUGUCAACGAGGCUGCGAAUAGAAUUGGGAAUGCAAAUGGGACUGUAGUUGGAGUGGCAGCAGUUACUCCCGUAACAGAGCCAAAGAAAGAUGCUGACUUAGCUGAGAGAGAUAUGGAAAUGAAUUUCCAACCAGAUGGUGAAGAGCUCACUUAUGGAGAGUGGCGCAGACCAUCUGGAAUGAAAUGUGGCCUGAGAGAAAAUCCGGGUUUUGCACCUCUAAUAUAUUAUGGCCUGCAGCAUUAUUUAUCAUUAGCUGGCUCACUUAUAUUCAUCCCCUUGAUCAUUGUUCCAGCCAUGGGUGGAACAGAUAAAGAUACUGCCACAGUGAUUUCAACGAUGCUGCUUAUUUCUGGCGUUACAACAAUACUGCACUCAUACUUUGGAACUCGACUUCCUUUAGUUCAAGGAAGCUCUUUUGUAUAUUUGGCGCCAGCAAUGGUCAUCAUUAAUGCCCAGGAGUAUCGAAAUCUUACAGAACAUAAAUUUAGGCAUAUAAUGAGGGAGCUCCAAGGGGCUAUAAUUGUUGGUUCAAUAUUUCAAAGCCUUCUGGGAUUUAGUGGUUUAAUGACCCUUUUUCUGAGAUUGAUAAACCCUGUUGUGGUUGCGCCAACUGUAGCUGCAGUAGGUUUAGCAUUUUUUAGCUAUGGCUUUCCACAAGCUGGAAGUUGUGUAGAAAUAAGCAUUCCAUUGAUACUGUUGGUUCUUAUCUUCACACUGUACCUUCGAGGAAUAUCCAUCUUUGGUCAUCGGAUAUUUCGGAUUUAUGCGGCUCCCCUGAGCGUUAUGAUUAUAUGGAUAUAUGCAUUCUUCCUGACAGCGGGUGGAGCAUAUAAUUACAAAGGAUGCAGCCCUGACAUACCGAGUUCAAACAUAUUAAUUGAUGCCUGUAGAAAACAUGCAUACACCAUGAAGCAUUGCAGGACCGAUGUUUCCAAUGCAUGGAGAACUGCUGCAUGGGUCCGGGUUCCCUAUCCUUUACAAUGGGGUACCCCUAUCUUCCAUUUAAGGACUUCACUUAUAAUGAUUAUUACGUCAUUUGUUGCAUCAGUGGAUUCGCUUGGAACAUACCACACUACAUCUGUGAUAAUUAAUUUGAAGCCUCCAACUCCGGGAAUUGUCAGCAGAGGAAUUGCAUUGGAAGGCUUCUGCAGUAUGUUGGCUGGAUUUUGGGGUUCAGGAACUGGUGCAACAACCUUGACAGAAAAUGUGCAUACAAUUGAAAUAACAAAAGUGGCAAGUCGAAGGGCCAUGGAAAUUGGAGCACUUUUUUUAAUCUUCUUCUCAUUUAUAGGAAAAAUUGGUGCCAUUCUUGCCUCUAUACCACAGGCCUUGGCUGCUGCUAUAUUGUGCUUCAUCUGGGCCCUUAUUGUGGCCUUGGGCCUCUCAACUUUACAAUAUACUCAGACGGCAUGCUUUCGGAAUAUAACAAUAGUUGGUGUUUCAUUGUUCCUUGGUUUAUCCAUCCCUGCCUAUUUCCAACAGUAUCAACCUGAAUCCAGCUUGAUACUGCCUAGUUAUCUUCUUCCAUAUGCAGCAGCAUCUACUGGACCAGUCCGUACUGGCAAUGAACAAUUUGAUUUUGCUCUAAAUGCCGUUAUGUCGUUGAACAUGGUGGUGACGCUCUUGGUAGCAUUUAUACUGGACAACACUGUCCCAGGCAACAGGCAAGAACGAGGAGUAUAUAUAUGGUCACGUGGAGAUGAAAUUAGAAGCGAUCCAUCUUUGGUUGCAGACUAUUCCCUGCCAAGGAAAGUUGCCAAAUGUUUAUGUUGGGCAAAAUGCUUGGAUGUUUGAUAUUCAGCAUUCAGCAGUCUACGGCUUGAAACACAAGGCACUGAGAAAUGAUGCUCCUAUAAGGCCUUCACUAGAUUUUAGGCAGCAAAGAUUUAGGACGAUAGGGCUAUGAAUAAUCCAAAAAAAAAAAAAACACUUUAUACGUAUAGCUUCCCAUACGAAAAUGGAAAUAUUUACAAUAAUUACCAGGUUAAUGAAAUUGUUUAUUUGUAAUAGUUGUGGUUCCAGAUUGUAUAGUAGUCAAAACCAUUCUUUGACAGGACUAUGUAUUGUAGGUUCCUUCAUCCAAAAAAAUUAGCCAUGCUACUCUGCUUUCUGGAAAUUCAUGCAUUUGUUUCAUUCUCA
Messenger RNA from Ziziphus jujuba (common jujube), 2996 nucleotides. Its product is annotated as nucleobase-ascorbate transporter 11. Gene Ontology annotation, molecular function: transmembrane transporter activity. Gene Ontology annotation, biological process: transmembrane transport. The record is from RefSeq and is a predicted model, not a curated record. Gene Ontology annotation, cellular component: plasma membrane. Lineage: Eukaryota; Viridiplantae; Streptophyta; Magnoliopsida; Rosales; Rhamnaceae.